AUGUCUCUCCCCAUAAGAACCAACUCGUCGACCUCGAUGGCCGGUCCGUCGCGCACGCCGUCGGGCCCGGUUGCUUCGCAUCACUUGAUCAUGAACAAACAGGCGUCGCACACAGAGUCGCUUUACUACAUUAGCAUUCGUCUGCUUAAACGGCUGGCAAAAGUGCCUGGAAUGGGGCCGUACCUGGAAUUGGCGUACGGUUCGGCCGAGGACUGCGCCGAACAGCAGGCCAUUGCGCUCAGCAGCAGCAGCCGCAGCCAGAAACGUCCGGACUCUGGGUUCCGUUCGUCAGAGCCCUUGCUGGGCUUCUGGGACAGCACAUUGUUCACCUUUAGCGCAGGAAUAUUGCCUGCGCAAACCAGCCACGACCCGGUCACCCCGCUGAUGAUGCUGUUCCAGCAGGGUGCUCCAUUGUGUCUGAUCUUCAACAGUCUGAGCCCGGAAAACAAGAUAGAGCUUGUUUCGUCCGACGACUUGAGAGUGUGCAAGAUGAGUGUGUACAAGUUUCUGAGUGCGUGCAAACAGCACCUCAACAUCCGCGACGACGAGCUGUUUUCCGUCACCAGCGUGUUUGCCGACGAUACAAACAGUCUGCUCAAGGUGAUCCACGCGGUCAAUCUGGUGCUGGACUUCGAGUCCAAGUUCGACGCUGCAGAAAUCCCCGACCAGUUGCAAGUAAACGACUCGCGGUCCAAAGUUGUGCGGGAAAUCGUCGAGAGCGAGCGCAAGUUCGUUCAGGACCUGGAAAUUCUGCACAAGUUCCGCGCAGAACUCAUCCAAGCGGGCCUCAUAUCCAGCGAAAACAUCAACAUGCUGUUCCCCAACCUAUCGGAGAUUGUCGACUUCCAGCGACGGUUUUUGGUCGGACUCGAGUGCAACACAGCCGUUCCUGGCAAGUACCAAAGGAUCGGGUCGGUGUUCCUGCACCCGGGCGCACAGGGGUUCCAAAUCUACGAGCCGUGGUCGCUGUACCAGAACACUGCCGUGGAAUUCAUCAAUAAAGAAGCAGCCAGUCUGCGCAAGUCGUCAACGCUCAUCAAUAGCCCGUACGAGCUGCAGAGUUUCCUGAUCAAGCCCGUCCAACGACUGUGCAAAUACCCGCUGCUUCUGCAAGAACUGGUCAAAUUGACCGACCCGUCAUGGCCCAACUACUCGGAGCUGCAUCUAGCAUUGCUCAGCUCCAAAGAGGUGGCCAACAAAAUUAACGAAUCACAGAGAAAAUCAGAAAACAUCCAGCUCACAAAGGACCUCCAGGACCGCGUCGUGGACUGGAAGGGCUACUCGGUCACCAGCGCGGGCGACUUGCUCUACGCAAACAACGUCACCGUAAAAGAUCUGCUCACCGACGGCCACUCGUCUGAAAAAGAGGUCCACUGCUACCUGUUCGAGAAGGUGAUCUUCUUCUUCAAGGAGGUGCCACCAAAGAACAAGCUCACGAGCAAACUCAAGAACAAUUCCAACUCCAACCUGCUGAAUCCACAGCUCUCUUUGAACGGAAUCGUCUAUAUCAACAAAAUCUACAGAUGCACACCUUCAGAGAGUUCCAAACACUUUGGCUCGUUGGGCCACUUCCUCACGCUCAGAUGGAAAGGCAGCCGCGAAACAGGCGGCUGUGUGAUCCGGUUCCGGCUCGAGGAACAGCUGGUUCAGUGGGAAGCUGCCAUUAGACGACUAUUAUCCGAGGACGAGUACUUCAACAGACAAUCGAUGUCUCCGUCCCGGUCGGAGGAGAUGUCUGCCCGGGUUUCGAGCCAGACCCAGUCGUCGAACUCGUCCGAACAUUCGUCGUACUUCUACUCAAAACUGCGGACCGUGAGCUCGUCAACCAUUGGAACGAACAACACCGCCAACGACAAGAAGUUCCGGUCUGUUUCGUCGCCGGUGACCACGAGCGACCGGUCGGUGCCGCUGACAACCACACUCAACGGCAUGACCUUGAACAGCGUGCCCAAGGUGAACAUCAAGCUGAUCUUCAACUCGCAGGCCGUGCAUCUGUCGGUGAACGCGGAAACCACGUUCCAGGAGCUUGUGGACGCUUUGGUGACGAAACUGAACUACUCGUUCGGCAGCUCGCUCGACGACGGCCGCUACUUCACUACAGAGUCGUCCAAGUUCAAUUUCAGAGACGAGGACGGCGAUUUCAUCCGGUUCCAGGGCCAGGACGACUGGCAGAUGGCCAAAGAGAUGCUUGCCGAGAUCGACGACGAGGAGGAACGGAUCCUCAACAUCUCGGUGCACCGAAGCGCGGCUCCAUAG
Ogataea philodendri is the source of this 2256-nucleotide messenger RNA. RefSeq lists its product as uncharacterized. The transcript has a single exon. Lineage: Eukaryota; Fungi; Ascomycota; Pichiomycetes; Pichiales; Pichiaceae. Gene Ontology annotation, biological process: establishment of cell polarity; intracellular signal transduction; septin ring organization. Gene Ontology annotation, cellular component: nucleus; division septum; mating projection tip. Gene Ontology annotation, molecular function: guanyl-nucleotide exchange factor activity; protein binding. The record is from RefSeq and is a predicted model, not a curated record. Bases 1 to 2256 code for a protein of 751 amino acids.